Dioszegia hungarica is the source of this 753-nucleotide messenger RNA. Its product is annotated as nicotinamidase. Bases 1 to 753 code for a protein of 250 amino acids. The record is from RefSeq and is a predicted model, not a curated record. Lineage: Eukaryota; Fungi; Basidiomycota; Tremellomycetes; Tremellales; Bulleribasidiaceae. The transcript is spliced from 4 exons.
AUGAAGACAGCACUGGUGAUCGUAGACGUUCAGAACGACUUCCUCCCCGCCCAAAAUGACCGAAAAGAUGGCGCCCUAGCCGUGCCAGAAGGAAACGACAUCCUACCCAUCAUCAUUGACCUGCUCGAUCGGACCAAGUGGGAUUGGGACGUGGUCAUUGCUACCCAGGACUACCACCCGCCACGGCACAUCUCCUUCGCCUCUCGUCAUCCUCCACAUCAGCCCUUUACCGAGCUGGAAGUCACAGACGGGCACGGCAAGACGUAUCAGCAGACGCUAUGGCCGGAUCAUUGUGUGCAGGGGAGCGAGGGGGUGGAGAUUGAGCAGAAUCUCAAGCAGAGUCUGGAUGGGUGGAAGGAUAGACUCAUGAUUGCACGGAAGGCCUGCUAUCCUGAUGUGGAGGCUUACUCCGCUUUCGAGGGGUACCUGACCGAAGCUGCCGCUCCUCAAGAUCCUCUCCCAGAUCCCGGAGCGAGGGUUCUGGCCGACUCGGACUUCACCAAGUACCUCAGGCAGCAAGGAGUGGAGAAGGUCGUAGUCACUGGCUUGGCAGCAGACUUUUGCAUCGAUAGCACCGCCAAAGAUUCCAUCUCGGCUGGUUUUGACACGGUACUGGUAGCUCCAACGACACGAGCAGUGUUUGCUGAUAGGGUGGAAGGAGUGUUCGACGAGCUAGUGAAGAGGGGUGGGACGGUGUUGGGGCGAGCGGGGACAGAGUGGCAAGGAGAUGUGCAGAGAUGGAUGGCAAAGUGA